CUCUAUAAACUAAAAUAAACCAAUAGCCAAGCCAACUCGAAAUUCGGGGUUAAAAGCUCUCGUAUUCUGUUUUUUUAUAUUCUGAUAGGCAAGUAUUUUAUUUAUAAUCCUGGAAUAAGAUAAAGAUAAUCUUAGAAGUAAAUGUAGUAAUAUUUUAAAAUAAAACUUCAAAUUAUUCAAUUCGUUUGUUAAAAACUUUAGCUUAAAUUCCUAAUAAGAAUGCAUUAUGGUAAUAAUCCAGAAUAAACGAAUCCAGAAGUUUUAUAAGGAAUAGAAUAAUUGAAAUGGAAGGAAGAAGUAUGAAAUGUGAAUACGAUAAUUUUGAAAGUGCACUUGGCAAUCCUACUGCAGAUGAAGAUGACGACGAAUAUGAUGAGGAGGAAGUUCUAGUUCAUGUUCAAUUUGACUGUGAUGUUGACACUAAACUUUUCAACUCUGAAGAGCCAAAAAUCAUAGGAUUAGACACUGAAAAUCCUAUAAUGCAAAUGGGCCCACAGUUCUAUAGAGGAAAAUGGCAAGACAUCGUAGGUACAUCAGUUUUCUUCGCGCCAGGGUCUGAUCCACCAGCCAUCGAUCCUUUGUUCUCGAGAGUGAAAACUCCUCUUAUGAAAUUAACCCAUCACACACGCAAAUCUCUUCUCAUGUCAAGAGUUUUUGUCAAGCCAAUUACUGGGCAAAAUCCUGACCAAGUCACACCCGAGUGUGGAACCGAUAGGACAAAUGAAUGUGAGACUGACAGAACUAUAAUUAAUUGUGCAAAAACUGGUACCGAAGAUACUAGUGAAAUGGAAAUAGAAACUUCAGCUGUGACAAGUGAUCAGGCUCAUAUUGAAACAACCAAGACGUGAUUUUGAGUUGAGACUCUUGAAAUGGGUGGCUGAGAAGUUUCUCAAAGUCUUGAGGUAACUAUGAAAGUAUCCUUCUAGUUGUUUAUAAAAUGUUGUUAGUGUUAAUGUGGUUAGCUUUCUUCUUAUAUAUAAUUUUGUUUCGACUUAGAUUCUGCUCCAAGAAGCAAACGGCAAGUCAUUUAAAUAUUUUGUAAAUACAUCACUGAUCAUGUCAGGGGUCUUCAUCUUAAGAGAUGAAUGGAAAAAAUGUCUGGAGAAUGGCAUUCCAAAGGAUAUAGCAAGUAAGGAAAGGAAAUAACGCUUCGGAUUAUUUGGAAUUAUUCUAUCAAAAUAUUGUGGUUUUCAGACUAUCUUUUUACAGCUUAUCGAAUAUAACUUGCCAUCUAUUGAUUUUUGUAAAUAAAUUUAAUUCGUAAUUUCUCCAAGUCAGUAUCUUUAUUUUUGUCAUAAAGCUCUACUCUAAACCUAAUGUGUACCACAGUCCGCAGAUUAAAUAAGUAUUUACUUCCUU
Molecule: messenger RNA, 1359 nt
Organism: Nilaparvata lugens (brown planthopper)
Lineage: Eukaryota; Metazoa; Arthropoda; Insecta; Hemiptera; Delphacidae
Product: general transcription factor 3C polypeptide 6
Exons: 3
Coding region: 285-848 (187 amino acids)
Biological process (GO): transcription by RNA polymerase III
Cellular component (GO): transcription factor TFIIIC complex
Source: RefSeq, a predicted model, not a curated record